This is a messenger RNA of Eurypyga helias (sunbittern), 1909 nucleotides long. RefSeq names its product chromosome unknown open reading frame, human C12orf40 (gene REDIC1). Lineage: Eukaryota; Metazoa; Chordata; Aves; Eurypygiformes; Eurypygidae. The record is from RefSeq and is a predicted model, not a curated record. The annotation marks the transcript as partial. The transcript is spliced from 14 exons.
AUGAACUGGGUCGGCGGCAGCCGGAGCAGAAUCAUAUUAAAGCAAGAAAGGAGAAAGCAAAAGGAAUUCUUUGAAAAGAAGAAACUUAAAUCAAAGAUGAAGCUUCUGGGAGUAUCAUCUCCUAAAAGUUCAUCAGUCAGUUUAGAUCUCCUCAAUCUAUAUGUUGUUAACCAGAUAUCAACCAAAACAGGCAACACCGGGAACAUGAGGAAGCCAGUCCACAUUGAUAUCACUGAAGAUGUAAAAAUACCUGUCAGGAGGCACAACAUAGACCUUCCCAGGUCACCAGUGCGUACACAACACGCGUCAAACUUAGAGGACCUCCAGAACAGGUUACAAAAGCAAGUAUUGGACAGCAGAAGGCAGCAUCUCUCAGAGAAAGUAAAAUACCAGCAUAAUUUAUCACAAGUAACAGAAUUAACAUAUGCUGGCUCUAGGAUGGAACAGGAAGGCAAUGUAGCAAGAGCUUUUAGUGCCUCCCCAUUGUCCUAUUCUGUUUUCUGGUCCUCUAACUCUACACAGUUGUCCGAAAAAAAUUUCAACCCAAACCUAAUGGACAACACUUGGGAGCAAACCUAUGAGGAGAAGCUGCGAAACCAGCCAGGAACUAGUUCUGAUCAAGACCCUUGGAUUACAAAACCUCCAAGCCAGUAUGUUUUCAGGAAGUCUGAUACACUGCCUCAGGAACUGUUUAAGCCACUGCAUAGGCAAGACUGUAUGAAUUCUGCCAGGAGAAAUCUAAUGAUAAUGACCUGUAACGAAUCAGAAAACAGUGAAGGAAUUAAAGAAGCAUUGUUUGAUGUUGUGAAAGAAACUGCACAACUGGAAUCUCCCCAAGAUGGAAGUGAUUGUUCUUUUCUGGCACUGUUUGAAGAUGAGAGACAACCUAUCCAUAAUAAUCCUUCCACAAAGGAUUAUUUAAAUCCUUUUGCUAACCAAAGCAGUACUGCCUUUUUUUUUGUUGAUCCUGAUGAUAAAAAUCAAAUGGCCAACAGCAAUUAUCCUUAUGAUCCUUAUGAUACUAGAGAGGCAAAAAGAUGUUCUGCAGGCAGACACCUUGAAGGCAUUUUCACAGCUCCAGAGGAGGUUCUGUUUAACAGUGCCCCAAGUGCAAGCUACAAGAAAACCAGUGGACUUCAUAAAAGCCACCUGCAGGACUGUUAUGAGGGACAGCACUACUCCAUCCUCUCUGAAAAGAAAGAGAAACCUGCAAACCUUGAAAAAAUUGAGACAUUUGCUUAUCACCCUGAUCAGCAGAUUAAUUUAAAGGAGAAUGUGCAGAACAAUUCAAGAAGAAAAAGGUGAGACAAGUCUGUGAAACUAUCAGUCUGGAGACAGAACCAGCUCUUCGGAUUUGAAGAGUUCACACCAGCACAAGAGAGAGAGUAUAAGUCUGGAAUGAGUUCAGAUCUUCACAAGAUGGAGAAGGACGCAGAGUCAUCACUCAGCAGCCAGUCUCCCAGUUACUCUCCCAAGCAGACAGAGAGCUGUUUCAGUUCUAGUCCCAACACGUCUGAAGAGGAAGACGCAGCCAAGAAGAAAAACUCUCUGCCUGAGCAGUCCGUGAGGAGAGAUGAUGCCAACCUGGUCUCAGGCUCAGCAAGCACAGACAGCGUUUGGACUAGAGAAGCAGCAAACCACCGUCAGGAGAAAGGCUCCCUCUUAGGUGCCGCAGAGGAGGAAAAUGAAACCCCCACCACCCUACCUGAGGGCAGCCCGUCACCCCUGGAAGGGCAGCAAGGCCCUUGCAGCGCCAGGUGUGACAGCUGGGUGCAGACGGAGAGCUCUCUGACGGAGGUAAGGAAAGUGGAUGUUGGCACCCAGUGUGACGCCUGGCGGGUGUGCUGCUGUGGGAGCUCCCUCCCCUCUGCCCGCAGCCCGGCGGGAUUCCCUCCCGCCCGCGCCACAG